This is a messenger RNA of Paracoccidioides brasiliensis Pb18, 930 nucleotides long. RefSeq lists its product as uncharacterized. Bases 1 to 930 code for a protein of 309 amino acids. The record is from RefSeq and is a predicted model, not a curated record. The transcript has a single exon.
AUGGCAACCAGCGACUCUGAGGGGCGCAAGAGCACCUUUUACGAUUCCGCAUAUCUUGCAGAAUACUAUGAUCUAUGGGCCGAGAAGAAUACCAAAAACUUGGAUACCAAGGAUGGCACACCAAUCUACACGUCUAUCCUCAAGAACGCUCUCUCCACGCGAUCUCCUCCCCCCUCCCUUGAUGUCCCGUUUUCUAUCCUCGACAUCGGCACCGGGACAGGCCGUGUCCUGAUCAAUCUGGCCAAUGAUGGCGAGAGAGACAGCCUCGAUCUCUCAAACGUAUAUUUUAUCGGCGUGGACAACGAACCUGCCAUGCUCGGCCGUGCAGAGAAGGCACAGGCGACGCUGUCAAGUAUGGCCCGAGUCGGCAAAGUGGAAUGGGUUUUAGCGGAGGCGGCCGAUGUGGCAUCAGCGACAACACUGAAGGGAUAUGCCGGAGGGAUCGACCUCCUUUUCUUUGCAGCGGGGAGCAUUAGUCACCUCAUCGGCGCUGACGAGCCGCAACGAUUUUUUGCCCAGGUAGCUGCGCUUCUUCGUCCUGGCUCCGGCCGGGCAUAUCUCCCCAUUGUCAACGAUCUGAUUGCGAAGCGGUCAAUUACCAAGGAGCCUGUGGUCGAAAGGACGUGGGUGAAGCUGCAGGAGGCUGAAGGCUUCCCCAGUAAGGCGUUCCCAGAUAUUAUCUACAGAAAGUAUCCCAUCGACGACUCCAAAAUGGAAGGAUGUGUAAAGACAGACUACCAUACCUUCCACGCCAUCCGGAAACUGGCGACCGGCGAGGAAGAGGUGAUUCAGAAGGACAGAAUCGUGUUCUCACUACGUGUGUGGGAGGAGCCAGAAUUUUUGGAAUGGGCUAACCGUGCUGGAUUGGACUGCAUCGACACGUUCCACGGGUUGCGGGACACCUGUUACGUGUUGAAGCUUGUGAGUUAG